Messenger RNA from Leptosia nina, 633 nucleotides. Lineage: Eukaryota; Metazoa; Arthropoda; Insecta; Lepidoptera; Pieridae. The record is from the annotation of a GenBank genome assembly.
AUGGACGACGGACGGUGCGCGACUUGCGAGGCCCUCGGGCGCCGAAGCCUGUCCAGCAAACUGCUUCAGAUGGCCACGGCGCAGGCGCACAUGAAGACAUGCUCUCAUGCUUCACCAGCCGAACCGUCGCACAAUUCAGAUCUGGCGUCGCGCGCUUUAGCCGCAAAACGACGUAAAUCAAUCGCUGGCUUAAAACUAAACCUACCUCCAGAUCCCAAAGGUGGGACACCGUCGUCCCACGGCCUGCGCCUUCUAGAAGACGACGUCAUGCAAACUAAACUUAUUAAUACGAGCUACUCGUCCAUCAUGAACAAACAGGAUCUGCUGCGAGAAGUCGUCGUUAAGUACAUCGACUACUUCUAUCCUGUCGCUUCCGGGACAAGCGCCGUGGCCAUCGACAAUAAGAUCGAGCAAGCAAUGGAUCUGGUUAAGAGCCACUUGAUGUUCGCGGUGCGCGAAGAAGUUGAAGUUCUAAAGGAGCGCAUCGCCGAACUAAUGGAGAGGAUCAAUCAGCUCGAAGUGGAGAACAGUUACCUACGCGCUCACGCCAGCCAGGACACGCUGGCGCAGCUGCCGGUGGUGGGCGCGAAGCCUCCGCCGCAACCGCAGGGCCCCCAGCCGCCGGUGUCCUAA